Porites evermanni is the source of this 531-nucleotide messenger RNA. Lineage: Eukaryota; Metazoa; Cnidaria; Anthozoa; Scleractinia; Poritidae. The record is from the annotation of a GenBank genome assembly.
UUGGGUGACUUAAACCUGGAUAGACUGAAACCUAACACAAGCGAAGGUAAAUUAUUAUUAAAUCUUGAAGUGGAACAAAGAUUUGAAUGUCUUAUUACGCAACCUACACGUAUCACCACCAUUGGGAAUAAGACGACCAGUACUCUAAUUGAUGUAUUGUUGAGCAAUAGACCCGAUCUAUUCAAGCAUAGCGGAAUUUAUCACCCCUCGUUAAGUGAUCACUGCCUAAUUUAUGGAAUCUUGAAAGACAAGGUGUUAUCUCAUCGGCCGAAAGUCAUAACAUUCCGAAGCUAUAAGAACUUUGAUGAAUGUCUCUUUAAAGAAAGUUUAUCAAUGGCUCCCUGGCAUGUAGGUGAAAUCUUUGACGAAAUUGAUGAUCAAGCUUAUUAUUGGAGUACUCUGUUGCGAAAUCUGGUUGAUGAUCAGCUUCCCUUGAAAAAGAUGAGAGUCCGCGACAAAGACGUACCGUAUAUGACCACAGGUUGGAAGCAAGCAAUACGUGCCAAGAGAAGAGCUACAGUGAAAUAUAAA